This is a messenger RNA of Diabrotica balteata, 1387 nucleotides long. Lineage: Eukaryota; Metazoa; Arthropoda; Insecta; Coleoptera; Chrysomelidae. The record is from the annotation of a GenBank genome assembly.
GACUUUUUGGUCCAGUCUUAUAUUCAACACACUUUAGUUACAGAAUAUUUUAUUCUAAGUCUCAAAAAUGGCCUCAAAAGAUAGAUUAAUGAUUUUUCCAUCUAGAGGAGCCCAAAUGACGAUGAAAUCCAGGCUAAAGGGAGCCCAAAAGGGACAUAGUUUAUUAAAGAAGAAAGCUGAUGCUUUACAAAUGAGAUUUAGAAUGAUUUUGAACAAAAUUAUUGAGACUAAAACUCUUAUGGGUGAAGUAAUGAAGGAAGCUGCUUUUUCUUUAGCUGAAGCGAAAUUUGCUACUGGUGACUUCAAUCAAGUUGUUCUUCAAAAUGUCACCAAGGCUCAAAUAAAAAUAAGAACUAAGAAAGACAAUGUUGCUGGUGUUACUUUACCAGUUUUUGAAUGCUACCAAGAUGGUACAGAUACAUAUGAGCUGGCUGGUUUGGCUAGGGGAGGUCAACAAUUGACAAAACUAAAGAAGAACUAUCAAAGUGCUGUUAAACUAUUGGUUGAAUUAGCUUCUCUGCAAACUUCUUUUGUAACACUUGAUGAUGUAAUCAAAAUAACCAAUAGAAGAGUCAACGCCAUUGAACAUGUUAUCAUUCCAAGAAUAGAGCGUACUUUGGCUUACAUCAUAUCCGAACUGGACGAGUUGGAAAGAGAGGAGUUCUAUAGAUUAAAGAAGAUCCAGGACAAAAAGAAGAUACACAGAGCAAAAGUCGAAAAACAAAAACAGGCUCUUCUCGCGGCUGGGCUACUUAAAGAGUCCCAGGCAAAUAUGCUUUUGGAUGAGGGCGAUGAAGAUCUACUUUUCUAAAACAUCAAACGUAGCGUAAAGUGUGGUUCUGUACAUAUGAAUAAAUAUAUAACGCUAACUUGUUUUUAGAUGGUAACUGUUUAUUUUUCGCAUUAAGUAAUACAUUUUUAAAAAAAUAUCUUAAUCUUUAACUUGUCUGUAUUGUUAUGAAUAAAUAGUAAAAGAUAUUAUAGCAACCCGUAUAUUUCCAAUAUAAAUAACUUCAUACUUUUUAUUAACUUCAGUUUUUAGUAUUUUAAUACAAUAUUUAGCACAACUUGCAAUACAAUUCGAAGUGAAUAAAAGUUGCGAAAAUUAAAAAAGUACCAAAUAUUUUUCUUAAUAUUGAACGCAUAUUCCAGAAUAGUAUUAUAAAAGUUUUGAUUGAAAUUCUUGUACGUGACACUAUGAACUCGUAGAUUUUAGAGAAAGCAGCUUUUUCGAUGGAAAAUGCUUUAUUGAUAUGGGAACUAGAUAAUGUAAAUACUUGUUAAUAUACUAUGAACAGAAAAAAUAGUUUAUUCGUGACUUUCAAAUUGAUUUUCAUAAAAUAUAUACAUGGCCUGUAAAUUGUUGGUUAGAAAUAAAACUCUGUUC